ACAAAACGACAGAGGGGAAGCUGACAAACACAAGCAGGCCCUAAUUAAAUCCAUACAGCAGGAAAAAAAAGGGAUCUGUCCAUUGAACAAAAAGAGGAGGUGGGUGCCCGGGCUGUAUCAUAUGCCGUCCCUCCUCUUUCUGUAGGGAACUCCCUGCCGUUACUUUUAGGAGGGGCUUUUUUUGCUCAAUUGGAAUAGUUCUCAGCUUGUGAAAGUCCGCUUGGCUCUCUACUAGAUCUCCAGCUGCCUCUCCCACACGCACCCAAAGUAGCCUGAAGUCAUGCAGCAGCCACAAGGCUCCCGUGUCCGUAGACUAGUGGCCUUCUUCUUCCCUGUGCUGUGCGCCCUGCUCACCUUCAGCUCAGUCCGUGGAUUUAACUUGGCAGUGGAGCAGCCGGCAGUUUACACUGGGGCAGGAGGCAGUUUCUUUGGUUUCUCUGUGGACUUCUACCUCCCAGAUGCGCAGAGCAUCAGUAUCCUGGUGGGGGCCCCCAAGGCAAAUACCAGCCAGCCAGGAGUGUCUGAAGGGGGAGCUGCCUUUUAUUGCCCGUGGCAAAGAAAUGGCACCAACUGCACAGAAAUCAACUUUGACUCAGAAGGUGACCGGAAGAGAGUACUGGGCAAUUCUACCCAACCCGAACACAUGGAAUCCAAGUCUGGGCAAUGGUUUGGCGCCACUGUCCGGGCACAUGGGAAAACAAUACUGGCUUGUGCUCCACAAUACAGCUGGAGAACCAAAAAAGAAGAAAAGCACAGUGACGCUGUGGGCACCUGUUAUUUAUCUGUCAAUAACUUCACCACAUUUAUAGAGUAUUCUCCCUGCCGCACAGAUUUCAGUGAUACUGCCGGACAAGGGUACUGCCAAGGAGGUUUCAGUGCUGAGUUUACAAAGAGUGGAAGAGUUUUACUGGGAGGACCAGGCAGCUACUUCUGGCAAGGUCAGGUGAUCACUGCAACACAGGAUGAGAUCCAGGAGGCUUAUUAUCCAGAAUAUUUUGUGCUGGAGUACAAGAAACAAAUGAAGACACGGCAGGCUGCUUCAUCAUAUGAUGACAGUUACUUUGGUUAUUCGGUAGCAGUUGGUGAAUUCAGUGGAGAUGACACUGAAGAUUUCAUUGCGGGUGUUCCCAAGGGAAACCUAACUUAUGGCUAUGUGACUAUACUGAAUGGAACAGACUUGAGAUCUUUGUAUAACUUUUCAGGUGAACAGAUGGCCUCCUAUUUUGGAUAUUCUGUGUCGGCUACUGACCUCAAUAGUGAUGGACUAGAUGACCUGUUAAUCGGAGCACCACUCUUUAUGGAUAGGACCCAUGAUGGCAGGGUGCAGGAAGUUGGACGUGUUUAUAUUUACCUGCAGGGGGACCUUAUGAAAGGCACACCCCAAGUAAUCCUUACUGGAAUGGAAGAAUAUGGCCGCUUUGGUAGUUCCAUUGCAUCCCUAGGAGAUUUGGAUCAGGAUGGGUUUAAUGAUAUUGCCAUUGGUGCUCCUUUUGGAGGAGAAGCCCAAAGGGGAGAAGUUUUCAUUUUUAAUGGCCAGCCAGGUGGUGUUGAUUCCAAGCCAUCACAGGUGCUGCAAGGACAAUGGGGCUCCUCUCAACAGCCUUCAUUCUUUGGUUUGUCCACCAGGGGAGGGCAAGAUCUUGAUGGAAAUGGCUAUCCAGAUCUGAUUGUAGGUGCAUUUGGUGUGGAUAAGACUUUGGUUUACAGGGGGCGUCCAAUUAUUCAUGCCAGUGCCUCUCUCUCCAUCUCCCCUAACAUGUUUAACCCAGAGGAGAAGACCUGUACAAUUGAAGGAAAUGCCAGUGCAGUAUCCUGCAUAAACCUUAGUUUCUGCUUGAAUGCUUCAGGGAAGCACGUGCCUAACUCUAUUGGGAUUAAAGUUGAGCUACAGCUGGACCAGAUGAAGCAGAAGGGAGCGGUGAAGCGAGCGCUGUUCCUGAAAUCCCGCCAGCCCCAACUGACCCAAACUAUUCAUUUACUGAAUGGAAGCAAAGAGGAAUGUCGUGCCAUGAAGAUCUACCUCAGGGAGGAGUCAGAGUUCCGGGACAAGCUCUCUCCAAUUUACAUUGGUCUAAAUUUUUCUCUGGACCCACUGGCACCAGCUGAUGCCCAUGGUCUCAUGCCCAUCUUCAAUUACAAGACCAAGAACUAUAUUGAGCAGAAGGCUCAGAUCCAGCUGGACUGUGGGGAAGAUAACAUCUGUGUGCCAGAUCUGAAGCUCAAUGUCUCAGGUGACCGGAAAUCUGUAUAUCUUGGGGACGAAAACUUCUUGACAUUGUUCUUCAGUGCUCAGAACCUGGGGGGAGGAGCCUACGAGGCGGAACUUUAUGUCACAUUGCCCCCAGAGGCAGAGUACAGUGGCAUAGUGAGGAACAAUGAGAAUCUCUUGAUUUUACCUUGUGCUUAUGAGAUGGAGAAUCAGACCCGGCUGGUCAUCUGUGACCUUGGAAACCCAAUGAAGACAGGGGCCAGUCUUGCCGGGGGUCUAAGAUUCACAGUGCCACAUCUGCGGGAUUCCAGCCAUAAGGUGCAGUUUGACUUUCAAAUCCGCAGCAAAAAUCAAAAUAAUUCCCAAAGUGAGACGGUGCACUUGGCGUUGAAUGUUGAAGCCCAAAGUACAGUGUCGUUUUUUGGCGCCUCAAAGCCAGACAGUGUAAUCUUCCCUGUUGCAAACUGGAAACCAGGCAGGAAUCCCAUGACGGGGCAAGAGGCAGGUCCGGAGGUCAAACAUGUGUAUGAGCUGGUCAACUUCGGGCCAAGUUCCAUCAGUCAAGGAAUCCUGGAACUGAGAUGCCCAAUGAGAGUCAACAAGGAAUAUGCUAUGUACAUGAUGUCUUAUUCUGUGCAAGGUUUGACCAACUGCACCUCCAAUCACCCAGCUAAUGCCCUGCAUCUACAGCAUUCACCCACAGACCAGCCACCUACGCUGAAUCCCAAAACUGUCCAUCACGUGGAAAGACGAGACACUGCCCGACUUAUCUCAGGAGCAUCUAAUGUUUUGAAAUGCAAUGAACCCCAUGUGGACUGCUUCCAUCUACACUGUAAUGUUGGGUCACUAGAGAAACAACAGCGAGCCAUCCUGAGGGUAAAUUUCCUCAUCUGGGCCAACACCUUCAUGCAGAAGGAAAACCAGGGAUUCACUCUUCAGUGUGAAGCACUCUAUCAUAUACAGAAGCUGCCGUACAAAAUUCUUCCUCACGUGUAUCCUAAAGGGACACAUCAGGUGGAUACUGCAGUUCAUUGGGCCAAACCUGAAAGUAGCUAUGGAGUCCCACUAUGGAUCAUUAUAUUGGCUAUUCUAAUUGGACUUCUUCUGCUUGCGUUGCUUAUAUAUGUCCUGUAUAAGCUCGGCUUCUUUAAACGCUCGUUGCCAUAUGGAACUGCCAUGGAAAAAGCUGAGCUCAAGCCCCAGGCUGCAUCAGAGGCUUAAUCUGUUCCUUCAUCCACAUCCCUUGCACUGCCAAAGAAUCCUCAAAGGGGAAGAUGAAAGAACAGCUAAGGGCCAGCUUUAAAGUUCAUACUACAUUGACCCAACAUUUGGGAGGGAGGGAAAUAAGGACACAUGGACAUUCCCCAAGAGACCUGACCGAAUUGAUAACAGUGACAAUAUAGUGGUUGACUCUUUCUGGCUUUCACUGAUGAAGAGUUUAUUGAGGGGAAAACAAGAGGACAAUUAAUAUAUUUAAGAAUUCAGAACUGUUCCUCAGGUCGCAGGGUGGUAGAAAAUAUUUCCAAUAGCAAAGGAGUAGAAAGCAUUAACAUGGAGUGUUGUUUCCACUU
Molecule: messenger RNA, 3780 nt
Organism: Xenopus laevis (African clawed frog)
Lineage: Eukaryota; Metazoa; Chordata; Amphibia; Anura; Pipidae
Gene: itga5.S
Product: integrin subunit alpha 5 S homeolog
Exons: 30
Coding region: 281-3430 (1049 amino acids)
Biological process (GO): integrin-mediated signaling pathway; cell-matrix adhesion; angiogenesis
Cellular component (GO): integrin complex; membrane; external side of plasma membrane
Molecular function (GO): integrin binding
Source: RefSeq, a predicted model, not a curated record